AUGGAUUUCACGGAGUUUGCUGCGCUGACCAAGGAGCUGAACGCCUGCAGGGAGCAGCUGCUGGAGAAGGAGGAGGAGAUCUCUGAGCUCAAGGCGGAGAGGAACAACACCAGGCUCCUGCUGGAACAUCUGGAGUGUCUUGUGUCCAGACACGAGCGGUCGCUUCGUAUGACGGUGGUCAAGCGUCAGGCUCAGUCUCCCUCAGGAGUUUCCAGCGAAGUCGAGGUCCUCAAAGCCCUUAAGUCCCUGUUUGAACACCACAAAGCCCUCGAUGAGAAGGUCAGGGAGAGACUACGGGUGUCGCUGGAGAGGGUGUCCGCCUUGGAGGAGGAGCUUACAGCAGCCAAUCAGGAGAUUGUGGCCUUACGGGAACAGAAUGCUCACAUCCAGAGGAAGGUGGCGUCUGGAGACGGAGCAGACGACUUACUGGAGGGGAGUGAAGCUCAGCAGAAAGUCCACAGCAAGCGCCUGUCCAACGGCUCCCUGGAGUCGGCCCAUGAGGCGAGUCAGGUGGUGGAGCUGCAGGACCUCCUGGAGAAGCAGAACUACGAGCUGGCCCAGAUGAAGGAGCGCAUGUCGUCGCUCUCCUCCCGGGUCUCCGAGGUGGAGCAGGAGCUGGAGACCGCACGCAAGGACCUCAUCAAGUCAGAGGAGAUGAACAACAAGUACCAGAGGGACAUCAAAGAGGCCAUGUGUCAAAAGGAGGACAUGGAGGAACGGAUCGUAACGCUGGAGAAACGCUAUCUGAGCGCCCAGCGAGAGUCCACCUCGGUGCACGACAUCAACGACAAACUGGAGAAUGAGUUGGCCAAUAAGGAGGCGUUCCUCAGACAGAUGGAGGAGAAGAACCGGCAGCUCCAGGAGAGGUUAGAGCUGGCGGAGCAGAAGCUCCAGCAGACCAUGAGGAAGGCCGAGACGCUGCCGGAGGUCGAGGCCGAACUGGCCCAGCGGAUAGCGGCCCUCACAAAGUCCGACUCCAGCUCCUCUUCCUCCCCCGAUGAUUAUCACUUUGUUAUGGAAGCUAAACUCCAAGACAUGAACUCCAUUCUUAGGAAGGUAGACCCACAGGGCAUCACAGCUACUGCCAACUCCUGCAGGGAGCAGAUUCCAUUCAUUUAUCGAGUGUUGUGUGGCGAGCGUGUUUACUGGGACUCUGCUCUGGCUGUUCUACCAGCAUAG
This is a messenger RNA of Paralichthys olivaceus (Japanese flounder), 1179 nucleotides long. Lineage: Eukaryota; Metazoa; Chordata; Actinopteri; Pleuronectiformes; Paralichthyidae. The record is from RefSeq and is a predicted model, not a curated record.